CGCUGCCCUGGAGGCGCAGUUCCGGUUAGGCGGCGGAGUUUGUUUACGUUGCUGACAUUUGCAACUGCCUUCUCCAGCUCCGGCUGCAAGAUGGGGAAGUCUUUCGCCAACUUCAUGUGCAAAAAGGACUUUCAUCCGGCUUCUAAAUCCAAUAUCAAAAAAGUAUGGAUGGCGGAACAGAAAAUAUCAUAUGAUAAGAAGAAACAAGAAGAAUUAAUGCAACAGUAUCUUAAAGAGCAAGAAUCAUAUGAUAACAGAUUGCUUAUGGGAGAUGAACGUGUAAAAAAUGGCCUUAAUUUCAUGUAUGAGGCCCCACCAGGGGCUAAAAAAGAAAACAAAGAGAAAGAAGAAACAGAAGGAGAGACUGAAUACAAAUUUGAAUGGCAGAAAGGAGCCCCACGAGAAAAAUACGCCAAAGAUGACAUGAACAUCAGAGAUCAGCCCUUUGGUAUUCAGGUUCGAAAUGUAAGGUGCAUUAAAUGUCACAAGUGGGGUCAUGUCAACACAGAUCGAGAAUGUCCUUUGUUUGGUCUUUCUGGAAUCAAUGCAAGUUCAGUUCCCACUGAUGGCUCAGGGCCAUCGAUGCACCCCUCGGAGCUAAUAGCGGAGAUGAGAAACAGUGGGUUUGCACUGAAACGAAAUGUACUGGGGAGAAACUUGACCGCAAAUGAUCCAUCACAGGAGUAUGUUGCAAGUGAGGGUGAAGAAGAUCCAGAAGUUGAAUUUUUGAAGUCACUAACAACCAAACAAAAACAGAAACUUCUCAGGAAAUUGGAUCGACUUGAGAAGAAUAAAAAGAAAAAGAAAAGAGAUAGAAAAAAGAAAAAGUUUCAGAAGAGCAAAAGUAAGCACAAAAAACAUAAAAACAAACCCUCUUCCUCCUCCUCUUCGUCAUCUUCCUCCUCUUCCUCUAGUGAGACCUCAGAGAGCAGCAGUGAGAGUGACAACAAAGAAAAAAAAGCAGAAAAGAAGAAAAGGAAGAAACACAAGUGUUCAGGGAAGCACAACAGCGAUUCCGAAGAGGACAAGUCCAAGAAAAGAAAACAAGAGCGUUCUGGGGAGAAUAGCGCAAGGAGCCACUCUGAUUGUGACAAAAAGUCCAGAAGCCAUCAUCGGAGCCCGGAGAAGAGAGGAUCUGACAGAAAUGAGGGGAGCAGCAGGAGCCGUACCAGGGAAGAGAGAGGUAAGAGAAGCCGAAGCAGAAGUCACGACAAUUAUAAGCAGAGGGAGAGGGAGAAAUGGCCACAGCGAAACCCCGGUGAAGAACGGAAUAGAAGAGAUGACACCAGACGCCAUGGCACAGACACAUACCAAGAAAAAACGUGCAGAGAACACUCGGGAGAUUAUAAGCAUGCCAAGGUGACAGAAAGAGAACUAAGCAGAAGUAGAGAGAGAAUAAAAGAGACGUGUGUGACAAUUACCUGAGAGUUAAAAUAUCUCUACUUACUAGUACCUUUAGCAAGGGCUAAAUUAUGUACUAUUGUCUUUUUAAUAAAAAAGCUCUAUUUUAAUUUUCCAUUUCUGUAAACUGUCAUUCCAAGUACAAAACUUCAUGAGUACCAUAAGAAUGAAUUUGGCAACUAUUUGUAAGUAAUCCAUUUUGGGACUGUAGAAAUAUUUUCUGUUGGUAACUGUUUCUUAUGCCCUAUACAAGAUAAAACCCCCAUAUAACUCUGUGACAUUUUCUUUGUUCUGAAACAUCAUUAAAAGAGUGACAGUAUA
Molecule: messenger RNA, 1722 nt
Organism: Tupaia belangeri chinensis (Chinese tree shrew)
Lineage: Eukaryota; Metazoa; Chordata; Mammalia; Scandentia; Tupaiidae
Gene: CIRSR
Product: corepressor of RBPJ and splicing regulator
Exons: 10
Coding region: 91-1425 (444 amino acids)
Biological process (GO): negative regulation of DNA-templated transcription
Cellular component (GO): nucleus
Molecular function (GO): transcription corepressor activity
Source: RefSeq, a predicted model, not a curated record